AUGCAGCGCACAGCGCGUGUCACGCCUCAGGGGAGCGCGCGGACUUUGGUGAGGGCUCGGGCCGCGAUGGGUCAGGCAGGGGCGCCAACGCUGUACACACACGUCCUGUGCCCGUACGCGCACCGCGCCUGGCUGGCGAUGCUGGAGAAGGGGAUCGACUUCAACAUGAGGCACGUGGACCUCAGCAACAAGCCCGCCGACCUCCUGCGAGUCAAUCCGCGGGGCCUCGUUCCCGCGGUCGAGCACGACGGGUCCGUGGUCGUCGAAUCCGCCGACAUUGUGCAGUGGGUGGAUGACACGUUCGCUGGACCGCCGCUCACGCCGGAGGACGCGGCGGCGGCGGCAGCCAUGCGGGACCUGAUCGACGGCCCUCUCGGCCGCGUGCAGUCGGCUGGCUUCAGUCUGAUGGCCGGGUCGACGGGCAGGUACUGGGGCAUCGGGUCGGGGCAGACGAGCGCGCACUGGGAGUCCUUCGUGGCGUCGUUGAAGCCGCUCGCGGACAGUCUGGAGCGCCACGGCGGGCCGUUCCUGGUCGGCGCGCACCCGACUGUCGCCGACAUCCUGGUGUACCCGUUCCUGGAGCGAUUCGACGUCGCAGCGCAGGGUAUGAUGGGGUUCGACGUGCGCGCCGACGACGUGCACGGCGGCGCGGUGGGGCGGUGGAUGGACGCGAUGGCGGCGCGGCCGAGCAGCGGGGUGGCGUCGCCGGACCGCGCGCUGCUGCUGCGUGCGUUCGAGAGACACAAGUCGCUGGAUUUCUUCGACUACGAGGCGUACGGCGAGUUCGACCUGCACCCGCACAACAAGCGGGCGUGA
Messenger RNA from Pedinophyceae sp. YPF-701, 816 nucleotides. NCBI's taxonomy places the organism in Eukaryota, Viridiplantae, Chlorophyta, Pedinophyceae. The record is from the annotation of a GenBank genome assembly.